CACAGGGGCAAUCCACAAUCGUACAACUGCCAAUGGCACGUCCUUUGCGCGAUCGGGCCAGAACGCACAGAUACAAGCUGCGCCGAAUUUUGGGAUGUCUUGGACUGUUUAUCUCUUGCGCGCUGUCCAUCUCUUCAGCAGCGUUCCUGCCCACCCAACGUCGCCGGGCAUUGGCCUACCUUUUUGCCGUCAGUGGACAAAGUGCACGGGCAGAGGAGGGGCAGCCAGGAGUUGAUAUCUAUUUUGGCCAAGGAUGCUUUUGGCAUGUUCAAAGAGAAAUGGUGCUUUGGGAGUCUAAGUUUCUUGGACGCAGCGGGGGAGAUAUUACUUCAAUGGCAGGCUACGCAGGAGGGCAGCUCGUGAAGAAGCAGCCAGUUUGCUACCACAAUGUAGAAUUCCCUGCGAGAGACUAUGCAAAGCUGGGCCACGCAGAAGUGGUGAAAGUGUCCAGCAUACCUGAAGACAAAGUGGCUGCCUUCGCAAAAGCUUACCUGGAUUCAGUGGCAGCUGAGCAGCCAGCAGGACGACCAGACCCUCAAGAUGUCGGAGCCGAGUAUCGUGCCAUGAUUGGUCUUUCUGGUGGGUCCAGCUCACCGCUCUUUAAAGACAUUGCUGCGGCAAACGCAGAUCGGUUGAAGCUGGCGGUAGGGCAGGGCCUUGAUCCAGACACUGCUCAAAUCUUAGCUCCCAAC
Messenger RNA from Durusdinium trenchii, 692 nucleotides. NCBI's taxonomy places the organism in Eukaryota, Dinophyceae, Suessiales, Symbiodiniaceae. The record is from the annotation of a GenBank genome assembly.